This is a messenger RNA of Suillus fuscotomentosus, 3064 nucleotides long. RefSeq lists its product as uncharacterized. Lineage: Eukaryota; Fungi; Basidiomycota; Agaricomycetes; Boletales; Suillaceae. The transcript has 4 exons. Gene Ontology annotation, molecular function: nucleic acid binding; 3'-5' exonuclease activity. The record is from RefSeq and is a predicted model, not a curated record. The coding region runs from base 272 to 2755 and encodes 827 amino acids. Gene Ontology annotation, biological process: nucleobase-containing compound metabolic process.
UGCCACCACAUCAACCCUUUCCUUGCUGGAAUGACCCCAGUGGAUAUGCCGGAUAUGUUCCUAUGCACCAAUUUUUUCGAUGUUUUUAUAACUCGCUCAUUGAAUGACAUGCUGCGGAGAUGGACCAACAUAUGGCCAUGCAGUCUGCUGAAACACUCAGUCAUGACCAUAGCUUUAAGAACAGGUGACAGGCAUUCUCAGUAAAGUCAAUGGUGUGGCAACAUUUGGUGCCCUCCAUACUGCCUGCAAUGACUAUGGCGAGUGUCGCAAGAUGACACUCACGCCAACAAAGGGACAUGAUGACUGUAUGCCUGCCCUUGCCAAGAUUCCUGUGACACUUGCGAAAUAUGGGCAUGCACCUGUCAAGAUUCUAUUCAUGGACAAUGUCCACGGUGAUAAGUCAGCCCUCGAGAGAGCAUUUCCUAGUCUUCUCUACAGUGUAAAUCCUGUUCCGAGUUCGGGAUUGGAGGAUUUAGUAGUACCUGAUGGUUGGCAUGUAUGUCAUCUUGGGACAACCUAUCAGAUCAAUAACCGAAUGAAUUGCCUCAUGGAUGAGCUACAAGUUGAUGCGGAAAAGGAGCUGCAUGUUGCAUUUGACCUGGAGUGGCCAGUAGACCGAGAGACAGGAAUAUAUGGCAGAGUUUCCCUUGUAUCAUUGGCAUAUGAUAAGGCCAUCUACCUUAUUCCGAUCAGUCAAUAUGUGCAAGACAAUGGAUUUCUGAAGCUGCCAUCAUCCCUUUUGGUAGUCUUGCGCUUGAAACGAGUCCGCAAAAUUGGUGUCCAAGUCAAAGCAGACUUAACUCGCCUAUACAAGGACUGUGGCUUCAAUGCUGAUUCCACGAAUGAACAGCCAUUCAUUGGUGCUCUCGAACUCGGGUCAAUGGCCAAGGAUCGAAAUGUGACGGAUCACAUGCGCGUCAGCCUUGCAGACUUAACAGCACUUGUGCUUCACCGAAAUCUGCCAAAGGACGCAUCUAUUCGAGUUAGCACAAAGUGGGAUGAUCCUGUGCUGUCACCAGAGCAAGAGAAAUAUGCCGCAUUGGACGUCUAUGCAGCUUCAGCUAUUUUCGAGUCUUUCUCGGCUAUCCCUUCUUGUGGUCCAGUGACAUUGUCAAUGCCAGUCAGCACCCAGGUUCAGCUCAUGUCACGAAAUGGAGGACUUGCAGUGGCAUAUGGCCACAUAGCUCGUCACCAGCCAAAACAGCUGGAUGGGGUAAAUGUAUCAAAAACUCGUAUUGUUAUCACUGUGACGUCCAUCCUUGUCCCUGCCUAUCUUGUUCGAGCAGAUCUGCGACCUAACCAUCAAGAAACCCCAAUUUCGAAUCUUGCUACUAAAUCACCCUUCCCGCUGCUGUGCUAUCAACGGGAUCUUCGAACAUGCACCAGAACCAGUGAGACAACACCGCAGAAUAGCACCAGAAUACUCCCAUCAUCACCAUAUGAGCCUCAUGAUUCACCUUAUCUUCAAGUUGACGAAAUCGAGGACUCGGAGCCUACAACAGACUUGGAUGUUGGCGAGUGGUUAUCACAUGACAGAGAUUCUGGUGUCCCAGAACAGUUGGCCAGUGACGCAGAAAAGGACCUGCAUGGGCUCUCUCAGAUUGAAUCACUCGUGGAACUUGUUUCCUGUAAUGUCACCAUUGAGAGCAAUGAAGUACGCUCUCGAGUUCUUGGGGAUAUCUGGCACCUCAUGGACCAGUUUAAAAUUUCCAUUCACCAUGGUCUCCACCGUCCUUUCAGCUGUGCCCUUCAAGAUGCUAUAUUCUUACCAGACCCUGUAGAUCUUGCUGCUGUCGAAGAAGUACUGAAAAAGAGGAACACAUGUUUUCGCCAGAUGGUCCUUACCAACUCGGACUGGGUGUGGCAGCGCAUCAAGCAGCUGGUUCCACCUCCAGAGAUAUUGGCACCUCAUGUCACUGAAGUACUGCAGACCUAUGGCCCACUGAAGGAUGCCGUGACUGGCCAGCCUCUUUUCAAUGAUGCAUCAUGGGAGAAAGCUCGUCUAGUCAUCGAGAACAUUAAAUUAGGUUACUACUCAGAUCCCCCAGGUCACCAUUUCUACACAUUGCAGAGAACGGACAAGCUCGGUCUCAACAUCUAUCGAUGCUCAUGUGGAACCAAUAAUGUUGAGGGCGGGAUUCAUCAGAACAUCAUCCGACGAUUUGGUUCAUUCAAUGCAUCACCCCAGUUGACCGUGAAUUUACUUCGCGACUACACAUUGACACAUAAUCUUGAGGUCGGCACCGUGAAUCGAACAGGAAAAAUCUAUCUCGGCUCUUAUGACAUCUGGACUCGCAACCAAAUUGCACUCCUUGUGGAUAUUACUGCCAGUGUGGUGCGGCCGUCAUACCAGGAGUGCGGUCAGGCGACUUGGCUCAAUGGAAAUGAUUUUGAGCCUGCAAACGAGUCAUUCAGCAUCCUACCUGUUGCUGCAGCCACUCGUGCCAAACUAGGAAUGAGUCAGUAUCGAGAUGACUAUGCAAAAGGUUGUAAGAUAAAGCAUGAAUACCUGGCGAGGCACCAGCAGACUCUUGUUGCUAUUCUGCCGAUCCAUACUGUGGAGGAGAAGGCUUUGUACCGCCUACUCAUCAAGAGUGUCACAGGUCAGUUUGCAGGGCGGAAGCAGCCAAACUGGGUAGCUCUUGCACAGGAGUGGCAGCAUCAUGCAAAUGGCACUCACAUAUUUUAUAAGGUGCAUAUAGCACCAUCCAUCGCCAGUCAUCCACAUGCUCAUUUCUUUCGCAAAGCUUCCUGAACAACUCAAGUCAUAUUAUAAGACCUGGAAUGAGCACCAAAAUGAGCAUAACUCAGUCGAGCAGAACAAUAGCGCUUACCUAGAGUUGCAAAAGCUUCUUGCAGCACCAGUUGGAAUGCCUGAAAUUACACCGGCUCCACGUCAGACGGUAGCCGAACAAGUUGAUGGCCAUCAGGCAUCAGCAAACGAGGAGCCAACUGACUGGCAGAUUAGCAUGAUGCUGGGUCGGAAUAGUUCCCGCCAGACCCUACUGCAGUUGCAGUACAGCGACCCUGCACUCCCAGGACCUCAUGGACAAAAGCGGCCUGC